Anguilla rostrata (American eel) is the source of this 5069-nucleotide messenger RNA. Its product is annotated as neurofilament medium polypeptide. The transcript is spliced from 2 exons. Bases 310 to 2037 code for a protein of 575 amino acids. Gene Ontology annotation, molecular function: neuropeptide hormone activity. The record is from RefSeq and is a predicted model, not a curated record. NCBI's taxonomy places the organism in Eukaryota, Metazoa, Chordata, Actinopteri, Anguilliformes, Anguillidae.
AUUUAUGCGAAAGAAAAGCUGGCCGUGGUGCUGAAAACGCGUUCCGACCGCCGUGCUGCUGGAGCAUUUGUACGUUUCAUAGAAUACCUAUACGAACACAUUUUUGUACGAGAACAAAAAGAAUAUAAAUAAAAAACAAAAAAAACAAAACGUCCAGCAGUUUGUGUAGGAACAGAACAUCCAAGAAGAAAUAAGUUCCGUAACUUUUCGUGGUAACUUGUUACUGAGAAGAAGGAGAACAAAACGAAGAAAAGAAUCGGCUUUCCCCUCCAGGAUUCCAGGUGCCCCCUUCCCUGCCUCCCUCUCUGCAUGGUCAUGAUCUCAGGGUGUCUCUACCUGCUGCUGAUCCUGCACAGUAUCGACCAUCAGCUCACAGCUGCCGCCCCGGUGGUUGCCGAGGGGAACGGCGAGGACGCACGCCAUGCAGCAGCUCCUGUGGGCGUCGCCCAGGUGGUGGAGGGGCCGGUGGGGGCGGAGGCAGAGAGGGACGGUCUAGGCCACGCCCCCGCCCUUGCGGAGGCAGCGGCGUCUCUGCUGGGGGCCCGGGGCCCACCCCAGGGGGGCGGGGCGGAUGAGCAGCAGCAGCAGGCUGCCGAAGUGAGGGAGGAGGAGGAGGAGGAGGACAGGAGGAAGAGGAGGUCAGAGUCAGAGGAGGGCGGACAGGAGGAGAAGGGGGCGUCGAGCGAAGGGGAGGCGCAGCGGGAGGAGGAGUCGAGCCUGCAGGAGGCGCUGGAGGAGCUGUGGAGCUACGGCUCCCCCGCGGGCGGGAGAGGGAGGCAGCAGGGGGCGCUGCAGCGCGCGGCUCGGGGCUACUUCCCCAACAUCGACCUGGGUCUCCAGGACAACGAGAUCCUGCCGCCACUCAAGGGCUACAAGCUGUACAACCAGGAGCUGGCGCGGUCCGGCAAGAAGCUGAAGUGGCAGGAGGGGGGAGGGAAGAACGGGCCGCUCUACAACACGCUCAACCCCGUCGCCUCCGACGACGACGUCUUCACUCCGGAGGAGGAGGACGAGGAGGAGAUGCUGACGCGGGAGGAAGAGGAGGCUCGGGCUCGAGCAGAGCAGGAGGAGAUCAGGAGGCAGGUGGCGGAGGCACAGAGGAACAGGGAGGAGGAGGCGAAGUUGGCGGACAUGGCCUCCGACAUGCUGCUGCAGUACAUGGUGAAGAAGCAAGGGGGCGCUGGCGGGUUCCCCCGCAGGAAGGCGAUUCUCGGGAACGCUGUGGAGGACAAGCGCUCCGAGGAGGUGGAGGAUGACGACGAUGAAGAGGACGUGGACCCUCAGACCAUCGACAAGCUGAUCGAGAUCUCCAGCAAGCUGCACCUGCCGGCCGACGAUGUGGUCGACAUCAUCAGCGACGUGGGCAAGAAGAAGAGGAGGAAGAAGAAGAAGAAGGACUCUCCCGAAGUCAUCCCCCGCUACCGGCCCCUCAUGCCCCCGCCGGCCUUCCUCCCCGUAUCCCCGUACCCCGCCCCUCGCCCCCCCCUGCGCAAGCAGCCAGCCCCCUACCUGGGCUCGUACCCCUCCCCCUCCAGGAAGUGGUACCAGGACAAAGGGAAAAUGAAAGGCAGCAAACAGAAGUACUGGGGCAAGCCGCCCAAACAGCUCCUGGCCUACCCCUCCUACCCCUUCUACCAGAAGCCGUACCGCGCCUACUACCCCGUCUACUUCCCCUCGCCCCACCCCAAAUCCCGCUACUUUGCCAAGCCAGCGCUCUCGCUGGACGACCUCCUGGGCAACUCCAUGGACUACGACUUCAAGCCCCCCAAACAGUGGUACCCCCCCUGGAAGAGGCCGGCCCCCCCGCAGAGCCCCUACAUCUCCAAUUACAUCCUUCCGCACCCCCGGACUUACCAGGCCCCGCCCCUGCCCAAGCCCCGCCCCCCUCUGCUGCAGCGUCAGUCUGUCUACUACCUUCCCGCCGCCGCCAUGGCGCCCAGAGAUGACGAGUUCUACGGACAGGCGGGACAGCAGGACAGCGACGAGGAGCUGGAGAACUUUAUGGAGAAGGUCUACAUGAAGCGCAGAAUGUACUAGUGAGGGACAAACGAGAGGACUACUAGGGGCGAGGUGAACAGACGGACGGACAGACAGACAGACAGACAGAGAGGGAGAGAGGGAGACGGAGGGAGAGAGAGAGAGAGGGAGAGGGAGGGGAAGAGAGAGAGAGAUGGAGACAAAGAUGCAACGGUGGAAAGAUUGCAUUUUACGAUUUAUUUCUGUUUCCACUGUGUUGUUGUGUGCUGGGAAACGGAGAAACGAGCCUCUCUUUUCUCCUCCUGUUUAUCUUGUGGCGGCCAUGUUGUCUAUUGCUUCAUUUGUUUCAGUCAGAGACUUUCUCUGCUGCCAUUCAGGUCAGUCCACUCUUGCAUGCUCCUCGAGUCGAAAAGAUAAAAUUACUCGUGUUUUUAUUUUAUUGUAUUUUUUGUUGAUUUUUUACAAAGGGCCAAAUGCAAGAGAAGUUUACACCUUUUUUUGGUUAUUUGAUAGGGAUACACUUGCAAAUCUGUCCCCUUUACACAGAACCAGUGUGUGCACUGUGGAAAAAAAAAAGAAAGCAAACGAGCUUUCAAUCAGCGCUAACGUUAAUUAGCCCCGGUGAGCGUUCAUAACGCGGAGGCUGCCAUGGCAACGUCUCCGAAAAACACCCCCGUCAUAAUGGAGGGAAAAAACAAAAACAAGUGAGGUCACAAUCACGCUGUGACUGAAGCCUUUGUCCGUGAGCCGAUCGGUUUAGAAACGCCUUCGUGACCUCAGAUUAUUUAUUUAUUGAUUUUAUUUUAACCUUCCACAUGUGAUUGUUACAAACAAUGCUCAGUUAUGUACAGGGAUAGUUUGUAUCUGUAGUCAUAAUUACAAAAAGAAGAAAAAAAAGAAAGAAAAUGAUUAUUUUUUAAAUUUAAUGUAUUUAUUGUAUUUUCUGAAAGUGGUGCAAAAGACAUUCAUACAUUCAAAAUGUUUCUGCGAAACCAAGUGACGUGAACACGGACUGUGUGAACACAGUUUAACUGCCUUACAACCAAUCAACCAAUGGCUGGGCAGGACCCCAGUCCUACUUCCUAGGGAUUGGCUGGCCUGGAGUUUGAGAGAAAAGCAAGGCAUAAUGUGACUAGUCACCAUAGUUUUGAUCACUUGGUUUGGGGAAGGGGGGGGGGAUAGGAUGUGAAUUUUCAGCUGUGCGGUUGCCUCUACACCCCAAAUCCCCCACGACAUUCAGCACAAUCCACUGCAUUUCAGCACAGAAACAAACCAAACCUCUCUGUUUCCUCUUUACCAUCAAACACACAGAAACAAGCCAGACCUCUCUGUUUCCUCUUUACCAUCAAACACCUUGCAGCUUGCAAAAACCAAGAUACAAAACAGCACAAUGACAAUCACUAAUGAGGAAAACCACAAAAUGAGUGAAAUGCAAGACCUGAGGGGACACCCCCAUACCCCCUCUUGGCACACACCAUACCCCCUCUGGGACACCCCUAUACUCCUUCUGGGACAACCCCAUACCCCCUCUGGGGCACCCUGUACCCCCUCUGGGACACCACCAUAUCCCCUCUGGGAUACCCCCAUAACCCCUCUGGCACAUCCCAUAACCCCUCUGGGACACCCCCAUACCCCCUCUGGCACACCCCCAUACCCCCUCUGGGACACCCCCAUACCCCCUCUGGCACACCCCAUAACCCCUCUGGGACAGCCCCAUACCUCCCCUGGGACAGCCCCAUACCCCCUCUGGGACACCCCCAUACCCCCUCUGGCACACCCCAUAACCCCUCUGGGACAGCCCCAUACCUCCCCUGGGACAGCCCCAUACCCCCUCUGGCACACCCCUAUACCUCCUCUGGGACACCCUGUACCCCCUCUAUAACACCCCCAUACCCCCUCUGGGACACCCCAUACCCCUCUGGCACACCCCCAUACCCCCUCUGGCACACCCCUAUACCUCCUCUGGGACACCCUGUACCCCUCUAUAACACCCCCAUACCCCCUGUGGGACACCCCAUACCCCCUCUGGCACAACCCCAUAUCCCCUCUGGGACACCCCCAUACCCCCUCUGGCACACCCCAUAACCCCUCUGGGACAGCCCCAUACCUCCCCUGGGAUAACCCCUCUGGCACACCCCUAUACCUCCUCUGGGACACCCUGUACCCCCUCUAUAACACCCCCAUACCCCUCUGGGACACCCCAUACCCCCUCUGGCACACCCCCAUAUCCCCUCUGGGACACCCCCAUACCCCCUCUGGCCAUUUAGCAGCUUGCGCUACAGAGAGGGCAGAGUGAAGCUUCAGGGGCCCCAAAAUGGGUGGAGCUUGCGUGCAGUUGUCACACGAUCCAAGUCAUUUCAGCCAAUCGGAUCUUUCAGGGUCAGGGUCGACUGUAUUUCAAUGCAGUUGACUCAGGAAGUCAACUGAAAAAUGGCCGUCAAUGAAGCCGACUGAACUGAAAUGGAAUUGAGCCCAACCCCUGCUCAGGUUGCUGUGCUAAACAGAGCUGUUUUCAUUGGCUCAUUGAUUGAUUGACAGAACACAGUAAACCCACCCAUUGUGGGGAUGAGGAACCUGCUCUCAUCAGUACUACCAAACAUGGACUGGGCAGAGAGACAGAGUAGAAACAUUACAAACAUUUAUGUUUUUUCUUUGGAGAAAUUUGAGAAAUAAAAAGGAUGGACAGUAAUGAAAGGAAUUAGGAGGAAGAGAAGGAGAGGAGGAAGGGAGAGGUGAGCCAAAAGAGAUUAAGAACGAAAGAAUCUGCACGUCUGUGUGUACUUGCAUCUCCUAAAAAAAAAAAACUUAAAAAAAAAAACUUAAAAAGUUGCUUCUUUGAAUAAACUGUGAUCAUUGCAAAAAGUAAAAAAAAAAAUUAAAAAAAAAGUAAGAAAAAAAACCGUGUACUGAUGAUGACUAGCGUACCCGAGUAAACGUUUUGAGUCUUGUGAAAGGACGCGUCUUUGUUCCUGUUGUUCCAGAUGUGUGUUGUGCAUUGCUGAAUAAACACGCGUGGCCUGGGUGUAAAUAACAGCAUGUCUAUUACUAGUUUUGCUAAAAGAGACAAAUGAAUAAAAGCAACUAUUUUAUUA